Molecule: messenger RNA, 1026 nt
Organism: Diaporthe batatas
Lineage: Eukaryota; Fungi; Ascomycota; Sordariomycetes; Diaporthales; Diaporthaceae
Exons: 1
Coding region: 1-762 (253 amino acids)
Source: RefSeq, a predicted model, not a curated record
AUGUCCGAGAUCGACUACUUCCAGCGGCUGACCGAGGUCUUCACCUUCGACAACACGCCCCUCCUAGUGGGCGCAUGCGUCAGCAACAUCGUCGGCUACAUCCAGUACGCCUAUGUCGUCCGGCUCACCCACCGCGAAGGAAGGAACCCAAUGCCCUACUGGAUGCACUCAUUCUACCUGGCCCACGACUCGUCAUGGUCGUACAUCCUGGCAAAGGCGGCGCCCUCGUACGGCAACCACUGGUUCCUGAGCGGCAUGUCGACGGCGCUCCUCGUGUGGACGUUCCUGGAGGCCUGGACCAUGUACAAGAGCAUCACCACCGACCGCGAGCUCAACUUCGCCCCGGUCCUCGGCAGGAACCCGAGCCUCCCGGCGGCGGCGGCGUACGCGGCGGCGCACCUCGCGGCCAUGUACGCCCUCAUACACGUCGUGAUCCUGCUGUUCCCCACCGGCGGCGUCCUGCACUGGUGCCUCCUGACCAACGUCCUCAUCGCGACCGGCCCGCUGCACCACAACCUGCGCGCCGGGUCGAGGCAGGGCCUCUCGCUGGGCUACUCCCUCGUCUGCAUCUUCGGGACCUUCUGGACCUUCUCGCCCUUCGGCCUCUUUGUCAAUGCCCUCCCGGAGCUGUUUGACACCCCCGUGUUUUAUGCCGUCGGCGUCGUCUUCACCAUCUACUGCGCCGGGUGCUUCUACGUGGUCGCGCAGUACCCGCCAAAGACGAGGGCCAUGACCAAGGGGGGCAAGGAGCCCAUCUGGUGAUGAUGUUGUUGAUGAUGAUCACACACGUGGGCUUGAGAGCAAGGGGCUGUCUGCAGGACUGCGGGACUGUAGAACGAAGCUUGUUGAUGUCUACUACCGGUAGCCUUGUCUGCGCGGCAUGAGGCUGACGCCACGUACCUACACGCGUAUUGUAUUCUCUUUGUACUGUUAUUGGAAUUGUGUGUGGUUGUUUUUUUUAGCGUUUACCACGGUAUGAAAAAGCUUCAUACUUUUCAUAUGUAUACUGAUUAGGAACAAAACCAC